AUGGAUACCCAAGAGCCCCUUAAGAUUGUUAUUGUUGGCGGUGUUGGUGGAGGCAUGGCUGCGGCAGUGCGAGCGCGCCGCAUGAAUGAGAUGGCUUCAAUAACUAUCGUAGAGAAAGGCGAAUAUAUAAGCUAUGCGAACUCUGGUGUUCCAUAUGUUCUAGGAGGAUUGAUUACAACGGACACAACUCUUGUUUUACAGACAGCUGCCGGAUUGAAGGCCCGUUUCAAUAUCGACGUGUGUGUUAAUACAGAGCUCCUCGCUAUUUCGCGCAACAAACAUGUGAUUGAAGUACAGGAUUUAAAUACAGACACCGUAUAUUCUCUCCCAUACGACAAGCUCAUUCUGUCACAAGGAGCAGAGCCUCUACGGCCCCAAAUAGAGGGUAUCGAUUCACCGAAUAUUUUCACGCUCCAAACUUUAUCAGAUUCGUAUGCAAUCAGAAAUCACGUUGUGAAACACGAAUGUCGCCGUGCAGCUAUCAUUGGAGGCGGUUUUAUAGGUCUGAAAGCUGCUGAGAACCUAUAUAACCUUGGCCUACAGAUUACUGUCAUAGAGUCAAACAACCAUGUCUUCCCCUUGUUUGACAGGGAUAUGGCCGAACUCCUACACACGGAACUGAGGCGACAAAAGGUGCAGCUAUAUCUCAAUAGGAAGAUAGAGCAGCUGGAUAGGACAGAAGAUGGUUAUGUCUGCAAUAUAAUCCUUGAUGAUGGCUCAACAGUAUCUGCUGAUCUAGUAGUGACAGCUACUGGCAUUAAGGCCCAGACAUCUGUGGCAAGGGAGGCUGGUCUGGCAAUUGGCAAAAAUGGGGUUUCAGUGAAUGUAUUCAUGCAAUCCUCUGACAUGGACAUAUAUGCGAUUGGAGAUAUGGUUGAAACAGAGCAUCAGAUUGCCCAUAGACCUCAGAUCCUUGCGCUGGCAGGACCAGCCAAUAGGCAAGGUCGUCUUGCCGCAGAUCAUAUUUUCGGAAUCGCCUCACCUUAUCGUGGGAAUGUGGGCACCUUUCUCUCCAAAGUCUUUAAUCUCACAGCUGGUAUCACCGGACUCUCAAUCGAGGGCUUGCGUGAGAUAGGCUAUUCACCCUUAUGGAUCACCGUUCAUCUGCCAGAUCACGCUGGGUACUAUCCCUUAUCUUCACAGAUGACGCUUCGCAUUGCUUUUGAGCCAUUCACUGGACGACUUCUUGGUGCGCAAUCAAUCGGUCGAUUAGGAGUGGAUAAGCGGAUUGAUGUUCUUUCGACAGCUCUACAGGCAGGAAUGUCUGUGUUCGACCUGGAGCAUUUGGAGCUCUCCUAUGCACCACAGUAUGGCUCGGCAAAGGACCCGGUGAAUAUGGCAGGAUUUGUGGGCAGCAAUUUGCUUCGUGGACUGGUGGAUAUUUUCUAUCCAGGGGAGUUCCAAAACAUGCCCCGGGACUGGCAGAUUCUUGAUGUGCGACCUUCAGAAGACUAUAUGCGAGGCCAUGCUCCGUCUGCAAUCAAUAUACCCAUCGACUCUCUUCGAGAUAAUAUUUCAAGACUUGAUAAGUCUCGCCCGGUCAUUAUUUACAGCAGAGUAGGCUAUUACGGCUAUAUUGCCUAUCGGAUCCUAAAGCAGACCGGGUAUAAAGCAGCAAAUCUGGACGGAGGCUAUGAAUUAUUUGCCAAAGGCGCGUUCCACCCUCCCACUUGA
This is a messenger RNA of Aspergillus wentii DTO 134E9, 1674 nucleotides long. Its product is annotated as putative pyridine nucleotide-disulfide oxidoreductase. Lineage: Eukaryota; Fungi; Ascomycota; Eurotiomycetes; Eurotiales; Aspergillaceae. Gene Ontology annotation, molecular function: oxidoreductase activity; flavin adenine dinucleotide binding. The coding region runs from base 1 to 1674 and encodes 557 amino acids. The transcript has a single exon. The record is from RefSeq and is a predicted model, not a curated record.